ACGAGAAGGCUUCGGAGGGUGGACAAAUGAGAACUUAUUAUGAGGUAAUUGUGAAAGAGUGGAACUAUGUUGCUCAAACUUGUAGAGACCAAUGUUUACCCACAUCUGCAGAAUCGAAAUCAGGAUCUUUAUCUGAGAAGCGCAAAGAUCGCCUGCAAUUGUGGCAGAUUUUUGCCAAUCCAUAUGAAUGGUGGGAUAACAGGACUAGCAAGGUUAACCCAAGGCAACCUGAUUUUAAGCACAAGGAUACAGGUGAAACACUGUGGCUGUGCUCAGACGAUCCUCCGUGGAUUCAAAGACAACUGGAAUUGCUUGAUUCACGAAUGGGAGGAAAAGGCCUCUAG
Messenger RNA from Eucalyptus grandis, 344 nucleotides. Its product is annotated as protein OSB1, mitochondrial-like. The record is from RefSeq and is a predicted model, not a curated record. Gene Ontology annotation, molecular function: single-stranded DNA binding. NCBI's taxonomy places the organism in Eukaryota, Viridiplantae, Streptophyta, Magnoliopsida, Myrtales, Myrtaceae. Gene Ontology annotation, cellular component: mitochondrial nucleoid. Gene Ontology annotation, biological process: positive regulation of helicase activity; mitochondrial DNA replication.